Molecule: messenger RNA, 549 nt
Organism: Plasmopara halstedii
Lineage: Eukaryota; Oomycota; Peronosporomycetes; Peronosporales; Peronosporaceae
Exons: 4
Coding region: 1-549 (182 amino acids)
Biological process (GO): formation of translation preinitiation complex
Molecular function (GO): RNA binding
Source: RefSeq, a predicted model, not a curated record
AUGUUCAAGCGCUUCAGCGUCAGCGAGCAUGUUAGCACUAGCAGCAAAGUCAAGUCCUCACAGCAACGCAGUAUCCGCUCUAAAAUAUUAGAACAAUACCCUGACUUGGUUCCAUAUGCUGAGCUGCUUAUGCCCAAAAAGUCACCUAUGGUCGUGGCAAAAUGUCAUAAUCACAUCCAGAUAGUGCUGCUGGAGGGCGAGCCAAUCUUUUUCAAUCAACGUGAUGGACCCUUUAUGCCCACUCUUAGACUACUGCAUAAGGUUCCGCACGUCAUGAAGCAGGUGCGCGCUGACAAGGGUGCAAUUCUGUUCGUGCUUUCUGGUGCCAACGUUAUGUGCCCUGGCUUAACGUCUGCUGGUGGAGAUCUGCCCGAGCCUUUAGAUGCAGGAACUCCAGUGGCUAUCAUGGCGGAGGGAAAGGAACUUGCUAUGGCUAUCGGCAUUCUUACUAUGUCCACUGAUGAUAUUCGAAACAAAAACAAAGGCAUUGCUAUCGAGAUGGUACACUUUCUUGGCGAUGAGCUGUGGACCUGUCAACACAUCGAUUAG